Messenger RNA from Gloeophyllum trabeum ATCC 11539, 1230 nucleotides. RefSeq names its product general substrate transporter. Gene Ontology annotation, cellular component: membrane. The transcript is spliced from 6 exons. Lineage: Eukaryota; Fungi; Basidiomycota; Agaricomycetes; Gloeophyllales; Gloeophyllaceae. The coding region runs from base 1 to 1230 and encodes 409 amino acids. The record is from RefSeq and is a predicted model, not a curated record. Gene Ontology annotation, biological process: transmembrane transport; carbohydrate transport. Gene Ontology annotation, molecular function: carbohydrate:proton symporter activity.
AUGAUCAGUCCAAAGCUUAGAAUCAGUUUUAUCGCCGCUCAUGCUUCGUUGGCGGGCCUACUCUAUGGCCUUGAUACAGGGUCAAUCGGACCAAUCACUGAGAUGUAUCAAUUCCGAGCCUCUGUAGGGACGUUGUCACCGACAAUUCAGGGCUUCUACGUCGCUUCUAUUCUUCUAUCCGCCUCUCUAUCAUCCUUAGCCAGCGGUCAUAUUUCGGAUCGUAUAUCUCGCAAGUUCGGUAUCCUAUCCGGCGCGAUACUGACUCUCGUGGGUUGUACUAUCUCAGCCGCUUCGCCCGACCUUGCCAGUCUCAUUUGUGCCCGCCUCAUCACCGGCUUAGGCGCAGGGCAGUCAAUAUCCGUCGUCACCGUCUAUCUCUGUGAGAUCGCUCCUCAAGACAUCCGAGGGGCCCUCGCAUGCGUCAUUCAGUUGAUGAUCACAAUUGGAAUCGCCGCUGGUUACUUUGUCGCUUACGGGUCGAGGAAUAUUGCUGGCAGUCUGGCCUGGAGAACGCCUUUUGUCGUCGAAGCCUGCAUUGCCUGUAUACUCUCUGUCGGCAUGGUCCUUGUCCCUUUCUCACCGAGGUGGCUUAUUCAAAUUGGCAGAGAGGACGAUGCUAGGACUGUCCUCACUAAGUUGAGGGAUGCAGACUGCAUCGAUGAUGAAAUGAAGGAUAUCAAGAUGAGCCUGAAUUUCGUGGACCAAGGCCGUCAAGCCGGGUUCAAUGAGAUGUUCUCUAGGCAAUUCCGAAGGAGGACAUUUCUAGGCAUAUUCCUCAUGGCUUUCCAACAACUCACUGGGAUCGACGCAGUGCUAUAUUUCGCACCUAUCUUAUUUACGCAGGCGGGCUUCAGCUCCGAGCGAGCGUCUUUUCUGGCGUCAGGGAUCUCGGGUAUCAUAAACGUCGUUUUCACAAUCCCUGCUCAGAUUUGGGUGGACAAGUGGGGCAGACGGCAGCCUCUCAUUAUAGGCGGCUUGUCCAUGGUUGUUUGUUUCUUCGUCAUUGGGUCCCUCUAUGCCGUCCAUGGAACUAGGAUGGACGGACAGGUAUACCUCGAGGGUCGAGGAACUCAAUACGCUGUGGUGGCCCUCAUCUACGUGUUCAUCGCAAGCUACUCUUGGUCGUGGGCCGUAGUGGGCAAGAUAUAUGCAUGUGAAAUAAUCCCUACAUGCCUGCGAGCAAAAGUUUGCGCUCUGAGGGUCGGAAAUGCAGCGUCAGCGGGGAUCUAG